AUGGCCUACGCACAAUGGGUUAUCAUCCACAUCAUCAACAGCUUCCGUAGCGGAACCAUCAGCGUCAAGAACGCCCAAGCCCUCUGGGGCAAAUUCUACAAAGACAGCAACAAAGACGCGGAGAUCUCCAGCGCCGAGGUCAGCCAGAUCACCAUCCCGGCCAACGGCACGGCCGACGUCGCCGCGUGCGGCCGCUCCGACGCGUCGUCCGGCACCGAGGGCACCAUCGACCUGUACGAGGACGACACCAAGAUCUGCACCAUCUACUGGGACUGCCCCUGGGGCAGCAAGAGCAAUCACUUCGAGAUCCGCGACCGCAACUCCGCUGCCGGAUAUAUGGUCAGCAACAGCCCGUACAACGCUGAUUCUGGUGCGCUUGGUAAGAUUGAUGUCGAGGUUGCGAGGAAGGGCUAG
Messenger RNA from Lasiodiplodia theobromae, 414 nucleotides. RefSeq names its product Asp-hemolysin. The transcript is spliced from 2 exons. Lineage: Eukaryota; Fungi; Ascomycota; Dothideomycetes; Botryosphaeriales; Botryosphaeriaceae. Bases 1 to 414 code for a protein of 137 amino acids. Gene Ontology annotation, biological process: symbiont-mediated hemolysis of host erythrocyte. The record is from RefSeq and is a predicted model, not a curated record.